GGUGGUAAACAGAUAAACCCGGUCAGAAAAGAGGCUUGAUAAUUUAAUGUUCUUUUCUAACUUUAAUUAUGGUUUACCUAAACAUUAGAAGGAAUACAUAUAUUGAUUCUUUGUUGUGGUUUUUAUUCAUUGUUUUGACUACAGAGGGAUGUUUAGGUUAUACAGUAUACUGUGAGGUAGGAGCAGGAGUCUGCCUUGAUUUUUUCAAAAACAACUCUUUUGGCACCUACGCAAUCAGAGUUCGAGAUUUGCCUUUCUGUUUAUCGUUUGAUGGACAAUCGACUUAUAUCUUUUCAAAUAACUUUGGAAAUGAAUCAUCAUUUAACUGUAGCGUUUCUAAAACAAUAAUGUCAGUGUGCAUUGGAAAUUUUCAAUCAAAAGAUGCUGGGAUAUAUUCUUUACAUGACGGUCUGACACCUAGCAGUAAUAUUCUGAAAAGCAUUAGAGUGGUUAAAGCAAGUCAACAAUUCAACAUGACGGGAUCCUUAGAGUUUGCUUCCUUGAGACAAGCUUAUACAUGGACUUGUAGCAUGUUUGUACCCCCUGAACAAACGGUCAACGCGGUUAAGUUCUACAGAAACAAUAUUUUAUGUGGUUUAAUCGGAUAUCUCAAUAAUGACUGUGUUAAUCAGAGUGCAAACCCUAGAUACACAUACGCAUGUCUGUCAGAUUAUGUGUACACUCUGACUAUACCAGCAGAAAACAUGACAGAAUAUGAACAGGGGUCGUUGUGGAGAUGUGAAUAUGUGGUUAAUUCUAGUUACAGAAGUUCUGACGUCAUCAUCAAAAUAGCAAGACCACCCACAGUGCAUAUGCUGUCUCAGGAAGACAUAUUAGAAGGAAGAGACUUGUCUGUCACCUGUAAGGCCACCCCUGGAAAUCCUAGCUCGACAACAUUUUACUGGACCAAGGUAGACAACCCAGGAUUCAGAAAGAAUGGUUCCACUCUACAUCUACCUAACAUACAGCGAAUCAGUUCUGGUACCUACAGAUGUACAGCGGAGAACAACUACAAUAAAGAAGAGAAGGGAACAGACAGUCAGUCCAUGGACGUCAAUGUUCUUUACCCACCAACAAUAAAGACGCUAUCUCAACAAGACAUAGUAGAAGGAAAAGCCUUAUUAGUCACCUGUCAGGCCGUCUCUGGUAAUCCUAACUCCACCACAUUCUAUUGGACCAAGGAAGACAACCCAGGAUUUAGACAGAACGGGUCCACUCUACAUAUACCUAACAUACAGCGAGCCAGUUCUGGUACAUACAGAUGUACAGCAGAGAACAACUACAGUAUUGGGGAGAAGGGAACACACAGUCAGCCCAUGAUCGUCAAUGUUCUUUACCAACCCACAAUAGAGAGGAGAUCACUACAAGUAGUAAAUGAGAGUGAGAAAUUCACAAUAACUCGAUAUAUAGUAAGCAAUCCUUUGUCAGAUGCGUCUUGGUAUAAUGGAACACAACUUUUGAAAACCCAGACAACAGUGAAAACUGCUUCAUACACUAUCGAAAACACCACGUGUACAGAUACCAAGAACUAUACCCUUGUGACCAGUAAUGGAAUCGGGAAUACAGUGACAGCAAGGGUGGAACUAAUUGUAAACUGUAAACCAACGCCAGAUAUCACAAAUAUAACACUUGCAGUUAGUUGCACCACCGGCAUUAAGUUCUCAACCAUAAUAAUUGCAUAUCCAGAGCCUCAAUACGAGUUACAGUAUGAAAACGGAACAAGGAACGAUCAGAUGAUAACCACCAUCACAGAGAAUAAAGUGAAUAACUUCACAGUUCGAAUAAGACAACAUGCUGUUGAGAAAAGUAGUUUUGGGGUUUAUUAUUUAAGAGCGAGCAACAUGUUUGGAGAAAAAACCGUAACUGUUAAUGUAAUUAAGCAAAGAAAACCAGACCUUCCCAGAAAUAUAAAAGUAACAUGUAAAGUAACAGAAGCCAUAGUUCAAUGGAUAUCGUCAUUCAAUGGCGGAGACAUUCAGAAUUUUACUGUGAUUACUCUGAGUGGCCAUGAUGGAACUAAUCUGUACAAUGGUCUAAACGACAAGGGUGAAAAUGAAAUUCAUGUUACUUACGUUAGCAGUCUUCAACCGUCAGUGACGUACUGGUUUUCUGUGUCGGCAAAGAACAGUCAUGGAUCUAGUUUCUCAAAAGCCAUCAGCUGCACCACCGCAAAAGAAACAGCAAGCUCUCUGACAGCGGUAGUUACUGGAAGUGUUGGAGGGUCGCUGGUGUUGGUUACGAUUAUACUGAUUGUUGUGUUUUUUGUUCACAGACGAUACACAUGUAUCUUUAAACUAGCAUUGGAAAAAAGAAACAUAGAUAUAAAAGUUGACCCAAACAAAAAAACAUCGAACUAUACAACCAUAAAAGAACAACAGGAACAUACUGAAAGGAACAUGUAUGACGAAUUAGCACCAAACGAAAACGCCAGCCAAUACGAGGAUAUUUUGAAGAAAGAUAAUCAUGGAAAAAACGAAAAAUUAUAUGAAAAAUUGCAAAAAAGUGUUGAUAAUGAUGGAGAAGGAAAGGCCAUGGAGAAAAUGAUUCCACUGAAAAGUAAAGAAUCAAGUGAUGACAAAUCCGUGACCCAAAAAGCUGAAGAAUAUGCUAACACAUCAUUUAUGAAGUAAACUACUACCACCGGAAUUUUUCGGAAUCAUUCUUUGAAGUAUCUUUGUCUUCUGAUUGACCAUGUAAUGAUUUAAUGACUUACAUACAUGAAUAUUACAUGAAUGUACAGUAGUGACUUUAUGUCGAAUAAAUGUUUAUGAGUGUUCGAAGUUCAAACUUGAAAGACUUUUAUUGUUUUGUAUAAUUAAUUUUUAUCCCAUUUAUUGCAUUUUACCUGUAUGAAUUUCAAUCAUUUAUUUGUUCCAUAUAGAAAGUAUGGGAUUUGUACACUAAAGACUCUCAAUCCCCCACCACCCAACACAAUAAACCGCAAAAUUAAAUUUAAAAAACCUUCACAAGACUUCGUGAUAAGUGAAAAAGUGAAAAAAUUACGCCUUUUAAGACCCUACCUCAAAAUAUAUACUGAAAAUAACACUGUACAUAAUACCUUAUUAACCAUAUAAAUAUAAUACAGCUGAACAGCUGUAGCCUAUCCACAUGAUCAGAUAUUAAAUGAUUUAUGAAGUUUUCAAUAUUAUUAUUGAGUUGUCAAUACAAAAUAUUUUACAUCUAAGAUUUAUUCCACAAUUUUUGUUUUAGUCUGUUUUGAAAACCCAUAAUGACUUAUUUCUGGGACGUUCUAAUGUUGUUAAAGUUUACGCAAUUUAUAUAUG
Molecule: messenger RNA, 3284 nt
Organism: Magallana angulata
Lineage: Eukaryota; Metazoa; Mollusca; Bivalvia; Ostreida; Ostreidae
Product: synaptogenesis protein syg-2-like
Exons: 16
Coding region: 69-2630 (853 amino acids)
Biological process (GO): cell-cell adhesion
Cellular component (GO): cell-cell junction
Molecular function (GO): cell adhesion molecule binding
Source: RefSeq, a predicted model, not a curated record